GAAUCAGUACGGUUAAUUCGACAUCAGGGAGUUGACGGCGAGGUCGUUACGUUGUUUGAGUACCUUUAUAUUUGCUUCGCCGUCAUAUCUUUUCUGAAACAUACCUAUACCUACGCAAGUAACGUGGUUAAGGCAUUCCCCUCAUUACCUCGUAAAUGGGGAGCCGCUGUGAAAGUUCUUUAUAUCCUAUUCGGGCGAUUCUGGGAUUUUCUUGAUUUUCUCGUGGGCAUUCUUGGAAUUUGCUCGGUGUUUGCCUACUUCUUGCGAGAGCACCAUAUUAACAGAGCGCUUGACAACUUCGCCGCAAAUAACGGAAACGAGUACAUCAAUUUGUCAAAGCAAAGAAACUUGGAGCUCAUGUUCACAUUUUGUGUUGGUGGCGUGGUCUUCUUCGUCUCAUGCAAGAUGAUCCAGAUCUUGCGGUGA
Molecule: messenger RNA, 426 nt
Organism: Strongylus vulgaris
Lineage: Eukaryota; Metazoa; Nematoda; Chromadorea; Rhabditida; Strongylidae
Source: the annotation of a GenBank genome assembly